UCCUGGUGAGUUAGGGCCCCGCCGGGACUCGAACCCGCGCCCCUCAUAUAUAAUUCCGCCUUUCCUCAGCUUCGUUAGUGUACCUCGGUCGCAGCUUCAGAAUGGAUGACAAGACAGAAGAAAAGGAUCAGAGGAAGAGCAGAGUGUCCAUCAUGGGCCGAAGCCGGUCUACUCGCUCCCAGUUCAAGUCCUUCAGCAGGAUGAGGAUGAGGUCUCACUCCUAUGGGUUCGGCAGCGUCCACGGAGUACGACCCUCGGAACGUGGGUCGCAGUUGGCGCCAGAGUUCAAGCGUCCCCAGCUUAUGUACCUCAACACGUACCAACUGAGCAGCUUCAAGCCUUUUGAUGUGACCCUGGUAAAAGCAGCCGUGGAGCAUUCCUUGGAUGACCACUUCAGCGACCAUACAUACCACGCUCAGGCGUCUCCAGCGUUAGCCUUACGAGUCGCCAGCGAGAUCCUGAAGAAAAUCAAGAGUAUGGCUUUCAACCGGUACCGCAUCAUAGCGGUGGUCAGCGUGGGCCAGAGACGGGCCCAGAGCUUCGUUAACGCUGUCUCCUUCCUGUGGGACCACGAGAGGGACACCUAUGUGGACGUCCACAAAGAAACCCCUUCUGCCUUCAUCCAGGUUACCGUGUUUGGGGUUUACUUGGAUUAGGUAAUAAAAUACUACAACAAGA
Molecule: messenger RNA, 678 nt
Organism: Aricia agestis (brown argus)
Lineage: Eukaryota; Metazoa; Arthropoda; Insecta; Lepidoptera; Lycaenidae
Product: dynein light chain Tctex-type 5-like
Exons: 4
Coding region: 102-656 (184 amino acids)
Biological process (GO): microtubule-based movement
Cellular component (GO): cytoplasm; cytoplasmic dynein complex
Molecular function (GO): dynein intermediate chain binding
Source: RefSeq, a predicted model, not a curated record